AUGAUGAGGUUUUGUGCUUUCGAGGACGGGUUUGUUAAGUUGAGGUAUUUCAUUGGGCUGGAAGUGCAUAAUAGCCUUUAUGCUAUUCAUCUCGGUGGGAAUAAGAUGUAUCGAGAUCUCUGUGAGUUAUAUUGGUGGCCUGGUUUGAAACAGGAGAAACUGGCUAAGUUAUAUGUUUCCGAGAUCAUUAGGCUUCAUGGAGUUCUUAUCUCUAUUAUUUCUGAUAGGGAUCCUCGUUUUACUUCUCAAUUCCAAAAGAAGUUUCAUGAAGCUCUAGGUUCUAGAUUAGACUUCAAUAAUGUGUUCCACCCUCAGAUAGAUGGACAUUUUGAGAGGAUGGUACCUUACGAGGCUCUGUAUAGUCGUAAGUGUCGUACUCCAUUGUGUUGGACUGAGUUGGGUGAGCGACGGGUUUUGGGUCCUAAGUUGGUUUCUGAGACCAAUGAUAAAGUUAGACUGAUUCAAGAUCGUCAUAAGAAGAAAGUUCUAUGGUUUAGACGUAAGGACAAGUUGAGCUUUAUGUUUAUUGGGUCAUAUCGGAUUUUGAAACGAGUGGAGUUUGUUGCUUAUCAAUUAGAGCUACCUCCAGAGUUGGACCAUAUUCAUGAUGUGUUUCACGUCUCUAUGUUGAAGCGAUAUCGGUCGGACCCAUCUCACAUUGUUUCUGUUGAGGAGAUUGAGGUUAGAUCGGAUUUAACAUUUGAGGAGGAGCCGGUUCAGAUUCUGAAUCAAGAUGUUAAGGUCUUAAGGAGGAAGUCUAUUCCUUUGGUAAAGAUUUUAUGGCAGAAUCAUGGCAUUGAGGAAGAGUCGUAA
Gossypium raimondii (Peruvian cotton) is the source of this 813-nucleotide messenger RNA. RefSeq lists its product as uncharacterized. Gene Ontology annotation, molecular function: nucleic acid binding. Bases 1 to 813 code for a protein of 270 amino acids. The transcript has 4 exons. The record is from RefSeq and is a predicted model, not a curated record. Lineage: Eukaryota; Viridiplantae; Streptophyta; Magnoliopsida; Malvales; Malvaceae.